Molecule: messenger RNA, 2285 nt
Organism: Dermacentor albipictus
Lineage: Eukaryota; Metazoa; Arthropoda; Arachnida; Ixodida; Ixodidae
Product: putative pseudouridine transporter
Biological process (GO): nucleoside transmembrane transport
Cellular component (GO): plasma membrane
Molecular function (GO): nucleoside:sodium symporter activity
Source: RefSeq, a predicted model, not a curated record
CUGAUAUAGUAUCAAGUACAAGCCAUUGCGCGUACGGGCGCAGCCUCUGCCUGGGACACUACGAAGAAGAAGAAGAAGAGCGUCACGGUAGCAACAGAUUUAACAGGCGCCACACGCAUCACAGGCUACAACAACAACAGCAGCAGCAUGGCCGCAAUGAAGAAACCUGCACACAAGACCUCGUUUGCCGUCAAUGCUCCCCCUGAGCAUCGCAUUCCCCCGGUGGAGGGACAGUCCUUCCUGCUCGCCACGCAGCCAGACUCGGCGGAUCGAAACCAGAACAGAAAGCCACUGCUUGCGCCUUCUAACAUCUUCGAGUCAACUCUUUCGUACACCAGAAGGCAAAGCACGUCUGCUAUAAUUGAGCAACUGGUGCCCGUCGACCACUCCAUGCCGUCACAGACGACCAGCACCCGCUACUCGCUUGAGGGCUGGCGGCGCCACUGGCCGCACUGGCGCGCAGCGCAGCGCCUCAGCGAGGCCCUGCUGGUGCUGCUGUACCACGCGUACUUGGCGUGGUGCGUACAACACGGCUGGCACCGCGGGGGCUGGUGCAGCGGCGGGCGCUUCCUACUGGCGCUCACACUGCUCGUCUACGUCUCCCUGGCGGUGUUCGGUGCAGCAGCGUCUCUCGAGGCGGUCGCCAGGAGUAGGCCCGGCCUGGGCGGACUAUUCGCUUGGAGGAACAGAAUAUGGGGCACGUGUCUGGCGGUUCUGUUCGGGGCAAUGCUGUGGGACAUGAACGGUGAAUUGAAGCGAAUGUCUUCGCUGGCCGGAAUCGUGCUCUUGCUGCUGCUGGGCUACGUGUUCUCCAAGAAUCGCAAUCGGAUAUCGUGGGGUCCGGUGGUGGGCUGCAUCGCUGCCACAUUUUUAGCCGGCCUGGUUCUUCUUCGGUUCGACCUAGGAGCGCCGCUGGCGAACUGCGCCGUGAGCAAGCUGCGCAGCUACGUCUCCUGGCUUACGGCUGGCGGGCGCUUCGCUUUCGGGUACCUGGCGCAGGGGGCGAACAUGAGCCGACACCUGACGAACGCCACGCCCGUCGUACGGGACGGCAUCGCCGACGUACCGCCUGUGUUCGCGUUCAGCGUCCUGCCCUCGCUCUGCUACAUGGCUGCGCUCUUGCGGAUACUGUACUACGUGGGCUUCAUGCAGGCCUUUCUAGGCAACAUCCACCACUACGUCAACGUUGGCCCAAGCUUCAACUCCUACGAGGUCUUGAUCGCACUCGUCAGCGCUGUGAACGGCCCCGUGGAGUCGAUGCUGAUCGUACACCCGUACCUGCUGACUAUGUCGAGAUCCAGCCUGCACUGCAUCCUCACUCUCGAUUGCGGCACCGUCUCGGGACGGCUUAUGCCAGUCUACGUGGACCUCGGGGUGAAUUCGACGUACCUCGUGAGUGCCACCAUCUUGAGCGUCCCGGCAGCUCUUGCAUACUCAAAAUUGGUGUACCCCGAGACAGAUGAGAAUAGCCAGUUGAUAUUGGAAUACCACAGUCCCGAGAGGAACCUGAUCGAAGCCAUCCUCACGGGUGCCAUGAUCGGUGUGUACCUCAUGUUGGCGGUGGCCGGAAACAUGCUCACCUACGCUUCCGUGGCCCGGUUCUUCGACGCCUUAGUAGCCUGGACGGCAAACAAUGUGGGCGUCGACGAACUCACUCUGCAGCGGUUGGUGGAGAUGGCGUACCGGCCCCUGGUGCUCCUGAUGGGCGUCUCCUGGAGGGACAGCCACUCCGUGGCGCAGCUGCUGGCCAUCAAAGUGUUCCUCAAUGAGUACGUCGCCCUCACCGCAUUCGUCAAGACGGCGCACAACCUGGAGGAGCGCUCUCGCAUGCUGGCCACGUUCGCGCUGUGCGACUCCUCCAACGUGGGCGUGGCGGGCACCAUCGCGAGCUUGCUGAGCAUGCUGUGUCCGCGCAGGAGUGAGCUGUUCGCCAGCGUCGUGGGGUACGCGUUCUUCUCCAGCUUAGCUACGUCGGUGCUCGCCGCCUGCGUUGCCGGCUGCUUGACCCGAUGACAACGUUUUGAAGAAACUGCCAACGCUGCCCUUUGGCCUUCUUUUUCAUUCUUCAUUACUGUGCAGGAAAUGUAUUCGACCAUGCUGAUACAACAUAAGAAAACUUUGUGUUCUAUAUUGCCCUAAGUUCCAAGGGACGAAAUAUUCGGAAAAAUGCGAACUGAAUUGAAGCUUUGUUCUUCGUCGACUUAUAGCCGGUAAACUAUUCCACGGCACGACAAAAACCAGGCUUGCAGCCUCCAUUAUAAUACGCUUAUAUACUUCCUCUUGUA